AUGACUAAGGAUCCAAAUUUUAACUUUCAUCCUAGGUGUGAAAAACUUGGGAUUACUCAUUUCAUGUUUGUAGAUGAUCUUCUCUUAUUUGCUAGAGCUGAUUUGGAUUCUGUUAAGUUGCUUUUCAUGGCUUUCCAGAAAUUUUCUAUGGCUUCAGGCUUAUGUGCAAAUCUGGAUAAAAGUGAUGCCUAUUUUGGAGGUAUAUCAGAUCAAGAGAGAUGUGAGCUUCAGCAGGUCCUUGGGAUGGCUAAUGGUAAUCUUCUAUUUAGGUAUCUUGGUGUGCCCCUUUCCUCAAAAAAACUCACUAUUUCUGAUUGCAGGCCUUUAAUUGAAAGGGUCACAGGUAGAAUUGACACUUGGGCUACUAAACACUUAUCUUAUGCUGGUAUAUUGCAAUUAGUUAAGAGUGUCCUCUUUGGAAUUCAAGAUUUUUGGGCUCAGAUCUUUGUGUUGCCAAAGAAAAUUAUCAGAGAAAUGGAGUCCAGAUUCAGAUGUUUCCUUUGGUCUGGGAAAAGUAACCCCACAAAGAAAGCUUUAGUGGCUUGGAGAUUUAUGUGCUUACCUAAGACUUGUGGUGGCUGGAACAUAAAUUCUUUAGAAGAUUGGAACAAAGUUGCUGUCACUAAGGUGCUUUGGGAUCUGGCUAGUAAAUCUGACAAUCUUUGGGUAAAAUGGGUUCACAUCUACUAUUUUGCUGGUAAGAAUUUGUGGACUGCUCCUAUUCCUAAAAAGGCUUCUUGGAUUUUGAAAAAGAUCCUUGCUUCUAGAGAUAUUGUGAACAACAUAGUGGAUGGUCAAAUGUUACUUUACUCUAAAGUAAUCAAGGCUUCAAUGUUAUACGCUCUUGGUUUCACUAGGUCUGUUCUUAGUUUUACUGAUGAACUGCAAUGGAUUAUAAAGUAUUGUAGGAAGACUAAUGUCAGAAGUAAGCUUAUUGUGAUGUGCUUCUCUGAGGCUGACUAUAAUAUAUGGAUGUAG
Molecule: messenger RNA, 978 nt
Organism: Chenopodium quinoa (quinoa)
Lineage: Eukaryota; Viridiplantae; Streptophyta; Magnoliopsida; Caryophyllales; Amaranthaceae
Exons: 2
Coding region: 1-978 (325 amino acids)
Source: RefSeq, a predicted model, not a curated record